AUGCCUAACAAAAAAUCUUUGUUUUUAACUUCUACAAUACCCACCAAUUUCGAAGUUUGGGACAAGACUAACCCAAAUGCACUAGCAAACAAAUUUCUUGAAGCCUCAUUCCUACUUAUUGGAAUGACCUUGCUUCAUAAUUUUAGUUCGGCAACAAGGUGCUCAACUAUUAAUUUCAAAUUUUGA
Messenger RNA from Dentiscutata erythropus, 186 nucleotides. NCBI's taxonomy places the organism in Eukaryota, Fungi, Glomeromycota, Glomeromycetes, Diversisporales, Gigasporaceae. The record is from the annotation of a GenBank genome assembly.